GGCUUUCUAGAACAUAAAUUGAUUUGCUUUUUUAUUUUUAGUGUAAAAAACAGAAUUAAUUUGUUUUUACAAAUAAUAAUAUUAAAUUAUUACAAUAUUAAAACUAAACAAAGUUAACUAAGAAAACAAAACAUUGUGCGAACAAUGUCGGUUAGCAAGCUGUGUCGAAUUUGUUUACAAGAAGAUAAAGGACGUUCGGGAAUGCAACCAUUGUUUGAUGAGAAAAAUGCACGCUGUGCUGAAAUAGUACAGCGCAUUGAGGAAUGUGGAGGCAUAGUGCUCAAACAUCAUGAAGAAUUUCCCAAAAUGAUUUGUUUACAAUGUUUAGCCUCUUUGAAUACUUCCUACAAGUUUCGUGCUCUAUGCCAGGCCAGUGAACAUGCUCUUUUGGAUGCUAUUGUUAAGUCUGAAAUGAAAACAGAACCUUUGGAGAAUGCAGCCUCCUCAAGUCAAGCUAAACAAAAGCAUAGCCAGGAAGAUGAGGACGAGGCAGAAGAUGAAAUGUUUUUCGAUUUACGACCUGAUUAUAUAGAGGGUCAAGAGGUCGAUUUCGAUGAUAUAAAUGAUACAAAAACUGAAUUUAUAAACGAUAUGCCUGGUGGUGGUGGUGGCGAUGAUGAUGAUGAUGAAUUCUUUGGCAUUGAAGAAAUCGAUUUGGAUGAAAUUGAUGGUGAAGAACAUUUAGAUGAUAGUGACUCGGAUGAUGAUGAAAAAAUAUUUGAUGGUGAAUUUGUCUCAAUACCCAAAAAAGUCAAACCACAACCAAAAGUUAAAAAGGAAAAGCAAGAAUCUUCAAAAAAAGAAGAUGCCAAUAAAGAAAAGGUUAAACGUGGUAGGGGACGCAAGAAAAAUGAAACAGAAUCUGAAACAAAUAUAUGUGAAAUUUGUGGCAAUAUCUAUUCAAAACGUAGUCUAUUAAAUAUGCACAUGAGACGUCAUAGAGCAGAGAAACCAUUUGAAUGCGAAAUUUGUGGCAAACACUUUACCUGUCCCUCAGAAAUAGGCCGUCAUAUACGCAUACAUACGGGUGAAAAACCUUAUGUUUGUCGUUUUUGUGGUCGUACAUUUGCUGAUCGUAGUACAAAUAUUAAACAUGAAAGAAUACACACAAAUGAAAGACCUUUUGUUUGUCAAACCUGCGGUAAAUCCUUUACUUAUUCUAAUGUCUUAAAGAAUCAUAUGUUAACACAUACAGGAGAAAAACCAUUUCCUUGCAUUCCUUGUAAUAAAACUUUUUCACGUAAACAUCAAUUAGAUCAGCAUUUGAGUACGAUAACGCAUCAGCAAACUGUUAAAAAUUUACUACCCCAACAAACUGUUGUCUCCGAUGAUUCCGUACAUGAGUUUACCGUACAAAUAACUAGUGAUAAUCAUCCUCAUAUUAUACGUCAACAACAUUGAUAAAGCAAAAAAUUUUUUAAUUUUCGUUUUUUGUUUCCUUUUUUUUGUUUGUAUUGUAUAUAAUCAGUUAUUAUAUACUUCACAUAAUUGAUUUCAAUCUUUAUAUACAAAAAUUUUGUAAUUUAAAUUGUUUACAAUGAUUUUCAUGCUUUUCGUUUUUUUAGAAUUAUGAAUCCUUUUUAUAGCAAUACAAAAUACAAGUAAUAUAAUGUAAAAA
This is a messenger RNA of Lucilia cuprina (Australian sheep blowfly), 1618 nucleotides long. Its product is annotated as transcription factor Ouib-like. The transcript is spliced from 6 exons. The record is from RefSeq and is a predicted model, not a curated record. Gene Ontology annotation, molecular function: RNA polymerase II cis-regulatory region sequence-specific DNA binding; zinc ion binding; DNA-binding transcription factor activity. Lineage: Eukaryota; Metazoa; Arthropoda; Insecta; Diptera; Calliphoridae. Gene Ontology annotation, cellular component: nucleus. Gene Ontology annotation, biological process: regulation of transcription by RNA polymerase II. The coding region runs from base 145 to 1401 and encodes 418 amino acids.